Messenger RNA from Xenopus laevis (African clawed frog), 1306 nucleotides. RefSeq lists its product as uncharacterized. The record is from RefSeq and is a predicted model, not a curated record. Lineage: Eukaryota; Metazoa; Chordata; Amphibia; Anura; Pipidae. Bases 439 to 1113 code for a protein of 224 amino acids. The transcript is spliced from 5 exons.
GGGAGGGGGUGAGACGCUUCAACAGUUUGACAGACAAAUAAGGGCAACACGGAAAAGAGUAAUAUAGAGAGGGUUGAUGGAAAUGAAGAGAGGGAGGAAGAGAAAGGAGAACAAGAGAUGAUACAGGAAGACACAGCCAUUUGAAUAACAUUGUAAGAGAUUCAAAGUAAGAAAGAAGGAGAAAAAGUGAAAAGGAAGAAAUUCAAAUGGAGAGGCAGAAAGAAAAAGAGUGGAAACCAGAAGUGAAACCAGUAGAAGCUGAAAAGGGGCAGUGUUAGUGGCUUAUAACAAGAACAGAGGGAAAAAGACAGAAAGGAGUGCAACAGUGAAGUUGAGUGAGUAUAAAAAGGAAGAUAAUUAUAGGACAAGGAAUUAACACCUGUUAUCAGAACAUAAAAACAGAUGAUACAACACAGGUUGCUACAUUAAAGGGCAAAGAUGAAGAGAGAAGGAGGCGUACACAUACAAAGACACAAUAUGCUGCUGGCAGUGAUACUGAAUAUAUUGAUAUAUUAUGGCACCAAAGGGUGCUUGUUCUCCCCCUCUUUGUCUCUUUCCUUGAUUCCUGUGAAGACAAAGAAGGCCCUUGUAUGCAAUAUCUGCACAAACCAGGAUACCCACACUCAGCGUACACUCACUUUCAAGCUUUCAUUAGUUAAGGGUAAGGUACAGAGCAUUAAGAAAGAUAAAAGAGGUCUUCUCUAUAUUCUGGACCCAAACAAAAAGGAAAACCAUGGCUUGUGGAGAUGUGAGGUGGAGGAAUAUGCAAAUAUCAGUGUGGAGUAUUAUUUGGGUCCAACCACCACUUUUUCACCAAUUGAGAUGAAGAGUACAACCACAGAACAAACAUUUGUUGAACCUAAUGCAGAAAAUACAAGAAUUCUUCUAACAAGUAUCAUUGCAGUUGUUGCAGCCUUCACCAUUAUUGCGGUUCUACUCAUUCCAUCACGCAAUCAUUUCAUUGGACGAUGCAGAAGAACUUCAAUUCAUCAUAAACGACUUGAAGCCACAAUUAACCAUGUUACAUUUUCCAACCCAGAGGUGCAAAACAUGGUAUUAGUGCAAAAUGAAUCCACUGUACUUGUAAGUUUAAAAUGCAUUCACAGUUUGUGAACUGUGAAAUCUAUUUUGGUGAUAGCCCUGGGGAAAAUGGCAAAGGGUUCUACUACAUAAAUACUAUUCAUCAGCUGAUAUAAGGUUGUAUAUUAGUAUUUCAAGGCUUUGUAUACAUUCAGGCCUGGAUUUUUGGAAAGGCCACCUAAGCCCAGGCCUAGGGCAGCAGGAUUUGAGGGGGGCAGCGUACUGC